Messenger RNA from Angiostrongylus costaricensis, 873 nucleotides. NCBI's taxonomy places the organism in Eukaryota, Metazoa, Nematoda, Chromadorea, Rhabditida, Metastrongylidae. The record is from the annotation of a GenBank genome assembly.
AUGGCGGUAAAAGCCCAUGAGAAGACAAACUGUGUCGUGAUGUUUGUAGAGGAAGCUGAGCAAUGGGCAUUAGAUUGGGAUAGCAAGGCUCGUAACAAGGGAUUCGUGAAGCCCGUUUUUUUCGGUAUUCCAGUUAGUCUGAAGGAAUGUGUGCCGCUCGAAGGUUACGAUCAAACCCGUGGAUUUGUGCAGGAUGUGAAUUCACCGACUAAGGUUGAUUCUGUUUUAGUAGAACAAAUAAAGAACUUAGGAAUGAUACCGUUCGUACAGACCAAUGUACCGCAAUCGCUUCUGUCAUACUGUUGCUCAAAUCCUGUCUACGGCACUACUACUCAUCCGUUGGAUGAGACGCGAACUCCCGGUGGUUCAUCUGGUGGCGAGGCUGCUCUUAUAGCUGCAGACGGAUCGAUAAUAGGUAUUGGUGGUGAUGUUGGAGGUUCGAUUAGGAUGCCGUGUCAUUUCACAGGAAUCGCUGGUAUAAAGCCAUCGCAUUUACGAUUUUCGCAUCGAGGGGUCUGUGGAUCAGUUCCUGGUCGGCCAUUGAUCAAUUCGAGUGACGGCCCAAUGACAAAGGAUAUCGAAACCACAGUGGAAUUUCUUAGACAAGAUCCCUACGUGCCACCAGUGAUCUGGAAUGAGAAACUUUACGCAAAAGGAACCAAGUAUCGAAUUGGUUACUAUAGAGCAGUACUGGAGUCGAAAAUCCAUUUGGAAACCGCUGGUCACACUUUGGUUCCAUUUCAUCCUCCAUCCAUUCCUACGAUUAUGCGUUAUUUCCUGAGUGCAGUUACUGUGGACGGAGGGCGAUUUUUACUCAACAAAUUCUUUAAUGUGAGUAUAAAACGACAACACGAUAACUGUUCACUUCAAUAG